AUGACCGAGGAACGUGAUCGCGAACGCGAACAUAAGCGUGUGCGACAGGCUUGUGCCAAUUGUCGACGCAAAAAGACCCGAUGUUCAGGUGAACGGCCCGUCUGCGCGUUCUGCGCUCGUCUAGGUCAGACAUGUCGCUACACCGACGAUGUCUACCCAGAGCUAGGGGCCGCAUUGCCAGAGGAGAAUCACCGCCUUGCUGCACGGGUUGCUCUCCUUGAGUCACGUUUGAGCAUGCUCGACGCUGCAAGUGUCGACAAUGCCUUCAUUUCAGGUUCUACCUACAGUGCAGAUCAGCAUCUACGCACGUCUGCUUCACAGCAGGAUUCUGCGAGUCCUGACAGUCGCAUUGACAAUGACUUCGCAUGCUUGCUCGAUCGUGGCACCCUGCAAGCCCUGGCUGAUAUCUACUUUCGACACUGCCACCAGCAACCGUACACAUACUUCCACGAAGCUACUUUCCGACAGAAUCUUGACCAAGAAUCGUUCCCAUCUUAUCUGAUCUAUGCAUUUGCCGCUACUGCUGUACGAUUCUCUAAAGACCCCAGGUUCGUUGGCCGCCAAGCGGAGGCGAUGAACUGCUAUUCACGCAUGGCGUGGUCCGACAUCAUGGAGCAGUCCUUCUCUGAUAACCACAGCCUCAGCAUAAGUACCGUCCAGGCGGCAAGCAUGCUGGGUAUCAUAGACUACGUUACUGGGCGAAGCGGAGUAGCUUGGGUCAAAUUGGGACUGGCAAUCCGACUUGCCCAAACGUUGCAACUCGGCAGAGAGCCUCACUCUUGGCUAUUGCCUCAUGAGGCUGAAGAACGUCGCCAUACAUUCUGGUCCGUUUACCUACUUGAUAAGUUGAUGGCAUGUGGCAGGGACAGACCGCCGGUCAUCUUGGAUGUCGAUUGCACGGUAAGACUGCCAGUGAACCCAUGUUCCUUCCAGAACGAAUUCGGACCACAACCUCCGACCUUGGCUAUCAUUCAAGAAAUUCCAGAUAUGGCUCCUUUGGAGAAGAGCGAUCAUUUCGCCCUAACCAUCUUCAUGGUAUCUACUCUUGGGCAAAUCGCCAGAUGGGCAUUCAAGCAUAGUGCUCCAGAAACUCGUCUACCUUGGGACUCGAGAAGCGAAUUUGCGCGCAUCAGCGGUAUUCUACUGUCCUUCGAAUCGUACUCUGAUGCCUGCGAUGUCGAUUUCGCGGACAUUUUGAACCGUCAUUUUGUCUCGCAUGGCGACCUAGACGGAGUGUCAGCAGCCCACUUCAUUUACUCCCAUGUUGUAUAUCAUGUAAACCAACUCUUACUCCACCAUCCUUUUCUCCUCCGCCAACAUCUCCAAUCCUUCAAAGCGAAUGUGCCAACCGGCUUCCUUCGCGCAGCUAUUCACAAGAGCAAGGAUCACGCGAUUCGCAUGGCAAAUAUUUUUCGGAUUCUCCAACAGUAUGGACGCGACACCUUUCCUAGCUUCUUAGGCUACGCAGCUGUUUUGGCAGGAAUGAUCCUCCGUCUUCAUGCCGUCCACCCGACGCACAUGCUAGAACAUGAAGCCAACGCGCACCUGAAAUCUUGUAGCAGUUUCUUAGAUCAUAAGCCUGUUCGAUGGGAAUCCUACAGACGAAUGAGUAAGGUCUUGGGAGAGUUCGCGCCCAGCUCUCGUUUGGCAGAGGAGCUACUCUCCAUAAAACUGGAUAGGACGCCACUCGAACCUGUAUCUGAAGAGGAGUUGUGGCAAAUGUGCGAUUACAGCUGGUUGGUUAGCUCAGCCCGACUCUUUGUGAAGACGGCUACGCACACGCCUGUGAGGAGUGAGAGUCCCGCGAUCCAAGAUGUAGCCCUCCCUAUACCGGGUAUUAUGCCUGAGUUUGACGCUUUAUACACCGCGGCGAUGUCUUUGGAUUACUCCCUCCUCGGUGAUGCUAGGACUGACGAUAGUGGCAAUUUGGGCCUGGACUUUUGA
Plenodomus lingam JN3 is the source of this 1944-nucleotide messenger RNA. RefSeq lists its product as uncharacterized. Gene Ontology annotation, biological process: DNA-templated transcription; regulation of DNA-templated transcription. NCBI's taxonomy places the organism in Eukaryota, Fungi, Ascomycota, Dothideomycetes, Pleosporales, Leptosphaeriaceae. Gene Ontology annotation, molecular function: DNA binding; zinc ion binding; DNA-binding transcription factor activity, RNA polymerase II-specific. Gene Ontology annotation, cellular component: nucleus. The record is from RefSeq and is a predicted model, not a curated record.